Molecule: messenger RNA, 1107 nt
Organism: Fonsecaea erecta
Lineage: Eukaryota; Fungi; Ascomycota; Eurotiomycetes; Chaetothyriales; Herpotrichiellaceae
Product: mitogen-activated protein kinase HOG1
Exons: 6
Coding region: 1-1107 (368 amino acids)
Biological process (GO): cellular response to oxidative stress; osmosensory signaling pathway; stress-activated MAPK cascade
Cellular component (GO): cytoplasm; nucleus
Molecular function (GO): ATP binding; MAP kinase activity
Source: RefSeq, a predicted model, not a curated record
AUGGCAGAGUUCGUACGAGCCCAGAUAUUUGGGACAACUUUCGAGAUCACCAGCAGGUAUACAGACUUGCAACCCGUGGGCAUGGGAGCCUUCGGCCUUGUCUGCUCUGCAAAAGAUCAAUUGACGGGCCAGUCGGUGGCGGUAAAAAAGAUCAUGAAGCCGUUCUCUACACCGGUGCUCGCGAAGCGCACCUAUCGAGAACUCAAACUGCUGAAACAUCUUCGACAUGAAAACGUCAUCUCUCUCAGCGACAUCUUCAUCUCCCCACUUGAAGACAUCUACUUCGUGACUGAACUCUUGGGCACUGAUCUUCAUCGCCUCUUGACAUCGAGACCGCUCGAGAAGCAAUUCAUCCAAUACUUCCUCUAUCAAAUCCUACGAGGCUUGAAAUACGUUCAUUCGGCUGGCGUUGUCCACCGAGAUCUGAAGCCAAGCAAUAUCUUGGUCAAUGAAAAUUGCGACCUCAAAAUCUGCGAUUUUGGUUUGGCUCGAAUCCAAGACCCUCAGAUGACGGGAUAUGUCUCGACCCGGUACUACCGAGCCCCCGAAAUCAUGCUUACCUGGCAGAAAUAUGACGUGGAGGUGGACAUCUGGAGCGCUGGUUGCAUCUUCGCCGAAAUGUUGGAAGGCAAGCCAUUAUUCCCGGGCAAGGAUCACGUCAACCAGUUCUCCAUCAUCACUGAGCUGCUUGGUACCCCUCCCCAGGAUGUGAUCGAGACCAUCUGCAGCGAAAACACCCUCAGAUUUGUCCAAUCUCUACCCAAACGAGAACGACAACCUCUGAGUGCGAAAUUCAAGAAUGCCGAUCCUUCCGCCGUCGAUCUUCUGGAGAAGAUGUUGGUGUUCGACCCCAAGAAAAGAGUGUCGGCAGCCGGUGGUUUGGAGCACGAGUACCUUUCUCCAUAUCACGAUCCAACGGACGAGCCAGUCGCCGACGAGAAAUUUGACUGGUCGUUCAACGACGCCGAUCUUCCGGUGGACACUUGGAAGAUCAUGAUGUACUCGGAGAUUCUCGACUAUCAUAAUAUCGACAACCAGGAGACCGAGAUGGGAGGCAAGCCCUUGACCGUGGAACAAGCUCAGGCGGUGAACAGUCAGGUAGUCUAA